AUGGCUGACAGAAUCACAACUGCCUUUGGCCACGCUGUGCCUCCAGCGCCGCGCCAUGCAGUUACUGUUCAUAUGCCUGGGUGGCAGACCGUACAGAAAUAUGGUGCUGAUCCACGUUCGGUCAUUGCCACUUUUCACAAUGCUUACCCUCGAGCGAAGCCACAUAGAGACAUUGUCAAUCUCGCCAACACCGUUUUGAGCCAUCUCGGUCUUAGUGACCAUACUUGUUUCUUAUUCAGUUCAUUGGCAUCGGCCGAAGAAUGUGUGGAAUAUUGUACAUCACCGCGGCGCAUCGACGGCGACAGGGGCCCUAUACCGCGGGGUGUCAUUCAGAUUCGAGCUUUUGUAGCAAAAGAUCGCUUUUGGGCGGUUGUCUUUCCUUCAGAAUGUGCCUCUAUUGCAAUCGGCUUCUGGAGCAAACCGGGGGUCGGUGUGUCGUCACGGUUUGCAGAGGCGAACUUGUCAAUGACCAACCGGCUUGCCGAAAUGACCAUACUCAAUGAAGGCGAUCCCAGACCAAGCUUCGAGACCGCGAAACACGCGGCUCUAAGAGAUCGGAUUAUCUCCUACCUGAAGCGGGCGACACUGCAACCUACAGGAAAGAAGCCUUCUUCAAAUGAUGUUUAUCUCUUUCCGACCGGCAUGGCUUCAAUCUACAAGCCUCAUACGUACCUUAGCAGUCUUUACCAUGGCACGACGAUACUCUUUGGCAUGGCUUUUAUGGACACACUGACAACAUUUCAAGAAUUUGGAUCCGGCUUUAAGUUCUUCGGCCUGGGUUCAGAUGAAGACUUAUCAGCGCUUGAGGCAUUUCUCCGCGAAGAGCGCGACCAGGGCCGCAAAGUACAAGCAAUCUGGGCAGAAUUCCCAGCCAAUCCUAUCCUUGUCACGCCAGACCUCAGUCGACUUCGGGCCCUGGCCGACGAAUACGAUGCUAUCUUGGCUAUCGACGAUACCAUUGGAAGCUAUGCGAAUAUCGACAUUACACACAUGACCGAUAUUCUCGUUACAUCCCUUACCAAAUCCUUCAAUGGUUACGCCGAUGUAAUCGCCGGUUGUGCCAUUCUUAAUCCUGCUUCCCGCCACUACGACGCACUCAAAUCUUUAUUCAACACCCAAUAUGUACCGGAGCUUUAUGUUGAUGAUGUGGAAGCUCUUGAGCGCAACAGCCGCGAUUAUCUCACAAGGACAACCAAAUUGAAUCACAAUGCGAAGGCUCUGACCGAUUAUUUACAGACAUGUGCCGAAGACUCCAACAGCGCUGUCACCAGAGUUCACUAUCCUAGUGUCAACCCUUCUGGAGAGCACUAUCGGCAGUUUAUGCGUCUGGAGACACCACAAUUCACUCCUGGCUAUGGCUGCCUUUUCAGUGUCGAGUUCGAGGACGUUGAAGCCACUGAGGCCUUUUACAAUAAUCUCAAUGUCCACAACAGCGUGCAUCUUGGUGCGCCGUUCACCCUUGCUUUUGCAUACACGGCGUGUACAUACGCCAAGAAGUUGGACUGGGCGGCAAGCUAUGGCCUGAAGCCUACUCAGAUUAGGAUUACAGCAGGUCUGGAAGACAUCGAUCUGUUGCUAGAGGGGUUCAAAUCCGCUGUGGAAGCGGCCAAUCAGGUCAAAAUCGCGGCGAGGCGGUGA
This is a messenger RNA of Cladophialophora psammophila CBS 110553, 1638 nucleotides long. RefSeq lists its product as uncharacterized. The transcript is spliced from 2 exons. Gene Ontology annotation, biological process: transsulfuration. The record is from RefSeq and is a predicted model, not a curated record. The coding region runs from base 1 to 1638 and encodes 545 amino acids. Gene Ontology annotation, molecular function: pyridoxal phosphate binding; cystathionine gamma-synthase activity. Lineage: Eukaryota; Fungi; Ascomycota; Eurotiomycetes; Chaetothyriales; Herpotrichiellaceae.